AGCUGUGUUUGCCUUUUUUUAUGGAGUGCGAAUAUCAAUAUUCAGUGGUUGUGGUCUCUUUAGUCGUCCGUUUGGUUCGAGUUUGACAGAGGUGUAGGUCCAACGAAGUGCAGCUGGAACUUUCUACGGCUCCACUCAGAAGUCUCGGGCACUUUUUACCAUCCAUGGUUGAGACGCGGCAACGAAUUCAUCAAAUCGAGCGACUUAUUCCCGCGGGCUGAUGCAUUUGCUUUUGGUCUGGUACUUUCUGCACGCCACGUUAUUUUGAAGGAAAUUCGAAAUACUGCCGUUUUCGCCGCCGUGUGGCAGUGACGUGGCCUUGCGUCUGCACUAGGAAGGCCACGUGGUGUGAAAGCGGAGGACGCAGGAUCUUUCCAUCAGGGAUAACUACAGCAUCCCAAAUACUUUCUAAAGUUGCAGUGCCACCCCUGCAUGCGAGGGUGUUGCGAAAAGAGCCUCUCCUACAGUACCAAAUCCACCCCGCGAGCGAAAGUAAGUUCUAUCAGUAAACUUGAGUUACAAAGGACGCAUGAUUCACUUCUUCAACAGCCGAAGUAGAGGCAAAAAUGCUGGUAAAGUAAUUUUCGAAAGGAGCACUUUGUCGAUUGUAGUGGCUGCAUGUACAACAUCAAACCUAGGUUGCUUCCGGCGUGGUCGUACCGCAGACGAGCAGGGUAGCCUUCGAUACGUCCACAGAAGUAAUCUCGUCCGCAGUUCCCGGAGCACAAGCUCCAACCACUGACAAUACCUCGCCCGUUGCGUCCACCACUUCGCAAAACUCGCCGCGGAUGCAGGAAAGCUCCGCAAGCAGUGUGGCGGCCGGGGGUCCCGGCCCAGCUGCAGGAAGUGAAGUAGUUCCCGCGGCCACGACGACACCAGGUGGCGGACCACCACUGCCGCCACCAACUAGUACAACCGCGGGCGGUGUUCCGAUUGCCGGGCCGACGAAGCAAGCCAGCUCCAGCCGCAAGGUGCCGGAGGGAGAGGGCGCGCGGUAUCCUAUGUAAAAACAUCCCCACGACCCCAGAGUUGUCAUGCAGAUUUGCAAUGACAAGAACAUUUGUGAUGCGCAUCCCUAUGAUGGGCAUUUCCAGUCGUGUUUUGGAAUUUGUAAUGCUGUAAACAGGAUACGCAUCUCGAUUUGUGAUGCGGCUGCCCCUGCUAACCUGCACUACACUACGGGCUGCAACUUGUCAUGCGUGGCGUCCAAAACUUCAGGAUCUGUGUUGCAGAGAUCCCAACUUAACUAUGGUGUGGGGACGUUUUUACUCAGGAUACGCGGACCAGCAAACCCAGCUUGCACCACCUGGAUUCCUACGGGUUCGAGUGCUCAGUGGACGAUUCGAAAUACUAUCACAAUGAAAAAUACCCCCACCCCCGAACUUGAAAGCAUUUGUAUUGCAAACCUUUCCAAAUGAAACAUUCGCCCUCUUGCAUGUAUCAGCAUCACAGAUUUCCGAUCGUGAAUAGCAAAAAUUUUUAUUGCACAAGAUCCCAGCAAGAGCGGCGCUUGUCAUGCAAGCGAUGCGAAACACGACUAGAAUCUGCAUCAGAAAGAUUCAUACUCCUUUCAUGCAUGACAAAAAGUUUUCUUUUGGAAACUUCGCAUCACAAAUUUUUGCAACUUUGGGGGUGGGGGGCACUUUUCAUUGUAAUAAGUACGAGGAGCGAUUCACCACCAAGCGUGAACGGAGAAAGAACCGCUUCCCUGCAACGCUGCCGCCGCGGUUCUCCGAGGAGCUCCGCGCACUGUGCCGCAAGGGCGUACCCGACGACCGUCGGGCCGAGGUGUGGACACACUGUUUAGGCAGUGCGCUGAAGCAGAAGGCGAAUAGUGGCGUAUUUCAGCAGUUGACAGAGCUCGCGCAGCAGCAGGAGGAGGUGGCACCAGAGGACAGCACGGAAAAUGCGAGCGGCAGUAGGAAUGCACCAGAUAAGACGAAAAAUAACGAUCUUGUACAAGAACAAGCCGCGGAACAGGAAAGCAAGAUAGACUCCGCCGCGACGGCAGUAGACGGCGCAGGCGAUCCUGGAGGUGGGCGCGGGAGCAAGAACUAUGACGGCACAAUUGCGGAAGGAGUUUCUACUCCUGCCGGUUCGCCUACAACUGCCGCCGCAUCACAAAAUCCUUCCGCAAGCAGGGGCUCAGUGAAUCCCGCCGCCUCGGCGGAGGCCGCCGCGGAGCCCAAACCUACAGCGAGUUCCUCGUCCGCAGUUACCGCGGCAAGCACGAUGUCAAAGAAAUCAAGCGGGCUGUAUCAAAGGGAAAAUAGAAAGUGCCUCACCAGCGGAAACGCGAACCUUCUCUGAUGCAAAGUUUCUAAUAGUGGGAACUUUUUGUCUUGUAUAAUCAAGGGACAAGAAGGACCCUGUUAGUUUGAUGCAGAUUCUAGAAGAGCAAAGCAGUUUGCACGAGGGAAGGCUUUAAUACUGGUCCUUUUAUUGCAGCACAGAUGAAAUUUGAGUUGCCCACAUGCGCAAGACUACUUAGCUCAUCAUGUUGCAAUGUCGAGGCUUCUAAGAAGUAGUUCCGGGGUACUAGGGGCGCUUUGUUUCAUCUGGAUGGGCUGGAUCCGGUGGUGAAGAACAGCAUCGAGGUGGAUUUGGACCGCACCUUUUCAAGACACAGCACGUUGUCGCAGUCCAAGGAGAAGAUGCGCGCCGUAUUGCAGGCGUUCGCGCUCCGGCACCCCAGCAUAGGCUACUGCCAAGGUGCGGUUUGUAGUUUCUGCGUAAGAAGUGGUACAUAACUCAGCCGAACAAGUGAGAUAUAGUUCUUUUUUUGAAGCUGCGCGGUAGUGUAACAAUUACCGACCAUAAUCGAUCCUAUUGGUUGAACUUGAAUUAUUGCAAGGUCUGAACUACAUCGUCGGUCGUCUGCUGCUCUUUCUCGAACCGGAGGCCGCGUUUUGGGCCCUCGACGUGAUCUGCGAAGGCUACUACCCCUUCGCGCUGCCGCAGGAGCACAAGGAGUGGGAGCUGAAGCAGGCGGGGUAUUACAUACCCGGCAUGCGACUUCUCCGCGCCGACUCGAUGGCGCUGCGAAAACUGAUGAAGACCCGGGGUAUCGCCGAUGAGGCGACCUGGCACAUCGAGCUGGACGUCGCCUUUCAGGCACCCUGGUAAGGUGACUUUUGACUCGAUUGCGACGUUGCAUACUUCUAUUUCAGGAUACUGUUACAUAAAAUUGAAAUUCAUUUUUAAUUUCUUUGGGCAAGCUAGCAGCAGUACAAACAUACUUCGGAUGCUUCCUUGUCUGAAAAUGUCAACCCAAACGAAAUGCAAAACAGGUUUCUGACCCUGUUCGCCGGUCCCCAGGGGCUCCCGUCGGGUUCUCUGUACCGUUUCUGGGACUGCCUCUUCGCCGAGGGGAUCAAGGUCCUCUUCCGUCUGAGCCUCAUCCUGGUCCGGCGUGCGAAGCUGAAGCGCGGCGACUCGCUGGAGGUGUGCCACACAAAACUGAAAGACGCUGUGAAUAACGCCUGCGACCACAACGAACUGUUCAAGGAGUCGUUCGGAUUGCGCAGGUUUAGUCGCAACGAGCUCCACGCCUUGCGGCAAAAGUGCUACGAGGAAGUGGCACAGACGGAGAUCACGUGA
Amoebophrya sp. A120 is the source of this 3600-nucleotide messenger RNA. Lineage: Eukaryota; Dinophyceae; Syndiniales; Amoebophryaceae. The record is from the annotation of a GenBank genome assembly.